GUGCGUCAUUCUUACCGGUUUUUACAUGACUUCACUACAUGUCUGUUUACAAAUUGUUAUUUAGUUAAAAAUGACCGAUUUUUUCAAUUUUAUAAACAUUUAAUUACUCCAUACAGUUCAGAAUUGAAAAAAAUAAUAAAAGUAUACAAUAAAUAUCAGCACGAAUUUUAGUGACCAUAACCUCAAACUAUGGCUGACAUCAUCAGCUGUUGCCAACAAAACUGACGUUUAGAAUAUUAUCUAAAUUAUCCUCCCGAGUAUAAUUUUUUUGCAACGGUAAAUAAAAAGUGACUCAAUAGUUUUAUUAAAUAUCUAAAAGUUAUAUAUUACAUUUUUUUAAUGUAACAAACAAAAAUGAAAAAGGAGAACUAGGCGUUGUAGCCACUGUCAAGUUUUCUCUAAUCAAGUGAAAUUUGAGUGUCAGUUUUUUUUUUUUGGUUUUUUUUUUUUUUAAAUAAUAGAAUAUAAAACAAUGGAACACGUGUUAAUAAAAGAUAUUCGUCCGGGUCAAAAGAAUAUCAAUGUCGUAUUUAUUGUUCUCGAAGUUGGACAUCCUACAAUUACCAAAGAUAACCGCGAAGUUCGAACUUUUAAAGUUGCUGACAAUACAGCGUGUAUGAAUGUCUCCAUUUGGGACGAACCAGGAACAUUAUUGGUACCUGGUGAUAUUGUGAGAUUAACAAAAGGUUAUGCAUCAGUUUGGAGACAAUGUUUAACUUUAUAUUCAGGAAAAAAUGGUGAUAUACAAAAAAUUGGAGAAUUUUGUAUGGUUAUCAAUGAACAACUAAAUAUGAGUGAACCAAAUCCUGCACUUGCACAACAAAUAGUUAAUCAAAGUGGUUCCGGUCCACCAGGAAGUAAUGCCAACAGUAAUAUAACAAAUAAUGGAAAUGCAAAUAAUGUUUCGGGAAAUAGUGGAAGAGCACCUUUGGCAAUACAGAGCAAUGCAACAACUCCGGCAAGUGGAACAUCAAGUAGUUCGACAUCGAGUAAAAGUGAAACAGGAACAAAAUCAUCAACAACAAAAAAUAGUACUCGCGGUCGUGGAAGCUACAGAAAUGGCAGUCGAACUGAUAGAAGAUAACACACGAGUGAGACGUUAAUUAAUUUGUAAAGAAAAACAAAAAAAAAAGUAAUUAAAAAAUGUUACCGAUUGCAAAAAAAAAAAAGAAAAUACCGAAAAUGUUUAUCAUUUCAAGUUUCAUUUUUAUUACUCUUUGCAACAUUUUUCGAAAAAAAUUGUCUUUUUUAAAAAUAUAUUUUAAAGAUUAUAAUUUCUUUUUUUAUUUAUUCAGCAACUUCCACUAAAUAAUAGGAAAUAAUUUGUAACAUAAGAGUUUGAUAUAAGAUAUUAUAUUGAUAAUAGGAGAGUAGUUGAUUCUCAGUGUUCAGAACGACUGAAAUUUUUUUACACAUAGUUAAUAAAAUUUUUUUUUUUUCUAGUUUUUUCAAUAAGAUCAUUUUUUUUUUCUAGUGGAAGAUUUAAUUUGUAAUUGAUUUAUAAUUUAUUUUUAAAUAUUUAAAAUUUAGGUAGUCUAUUAAGAAAUACACACGAGAUAAUUCUGUAUAAUUAAUUAUACUUUGAAUAAAAAAUGAAAGUCUGGUAUA
Messenger RNA from Leptopilina boulardi, 1608 nucleotides. RefSeq names its product SOSS complex subunit B homolog. Lineage: Eukaryota; Metazoa; Arthropoda; Insecta; Hymenoptera; Figitidae. Bases 473 to 1084 code for a protein of 203 amino acids. The record is from RefSeq and is a predicted model, not a curated record. Gene Ontology annotation, molecular function: DNA binding. Gene Ontology annotation, cellular component: SOSS complex. Gene Ontology annotation, biological process: mitotic cell cycle checkpoint signaling; response to ionizing radiation; double-strand break repair via homologous recombination. The transcript has 2 exons.